Molecule: messenger RNA, 1608 nt
Organism: Cladocopium goreaui
Lineage: Eukaryota; Dinophyceae; Suessiales; Symbiodiniaceae
Source: the annotation of a GenBank genome assembly
AUGGCGGAGCCAAGCCAGGCAGCUCGCGCGUCGGGAGAGGAAAAGAAGGAGGAACGGGAAGCCAUGGGUUCGCCAGCUCCGAAGGAAACUUCAGAGGGUAAAAAGAGGGGACAUGAGGCAGAUGAUGAUGCUCUGGUGUUCAAGAAGCCUCGAACUCCGGAGGAGAAUUUUGAACUCAUGGCACGAUGUACCAAGGAGCUCAUCACUGCGACGAAGGUCAUCAAAGAUAUGUUGGAAGUGAUCCAAGGGCAGGAUGACAUCGGAGAGGCAAUUACAUCAGCCGCAAAUGCCACCAGAAAGGAGCUUGAGGGACUGAUCCAUGGGAUUGCAGCGACGGAGAAGGGCAUCGCUUACUACGCAUCGACCACUUUCGGACACAUGGUCAUGCGCAUGGAUGAAAUGUUCAAGGACAUCGUCGGGAUUCACGAAGUUCAAGUUGUUCUGGCGAGCCAUCAACCACUGUUGCUGGAAGAAUUCAAGAAGUUGAACCAGCAUGAGCAUGCCGCUGCAGUGCGACCGGAGUCUGCUUCGAGCAGCCGUCCGGAGUAUGGCUAUCCACCCCAACAGCCUCAAAAUGGAGUCAGGUCCGCCUUUUUGGUGGCCGGAGAGACCAUGAGUACGUGGGCAAUGCGUUUGCGCUACUGUCACUGCGCUGCCCUUCCUGUGACAGCACGACUUCCUUUGCAAGGACGAUUCCUGCCUGUCACUGAAGGUGUGACCCGUUACCUUGUCGUGUCCUUUGGGCUCAGCAGGAAAACCAUAGGUCCACUGCUGAACUGCUUUCAGGCUUGGCCAGGCUUGCUGGAGCAAAGUGAGGAGGACGGGCUGGCAGGGCGUGUUGAUGCCAUCAGCAAGGAGUCCUGCCUGGAGUUGCUGGUGUCACAACCACGCAGCAUUGCUGACUACACUGUCAAACUUCUGUGGGAACAAGAUGGACUUGUUGCAGUCAACAAGCCGUAUGAUAUGCGCAUUGAUCUACCAAAGGACGGCUCACGUCGCUGGGAGGAGGAGCUUACGGUCGCAGAUUGGUUUCAGACCCGAUUUCCCGGCCAAAAAGUUCGCUUUUGUCACCAAUUGGACCAUGCUACCUCUGGAGUCCUGCUAAUGGCAGCAAACAAGGCAGCCGGACGGGUCGGGAGUCAGCUCUUUGAAAAGCGCCAGGUGCAAAAGACGUACCUGGCUCUUGUGCUCGGUCAGCCUUCGUGGGAUGGUGAAGUUUGCCUCUCCGAUCGCCUCUGCGACAGCGAAGGGUUUGCUCGGAGGGUGGCACUGGAAGGAGAAGCUGGGGAAGAGGCUGAGACUCUGGCGGAAGUUGUAAGAUUCGGCCUUUGGCCCAAAGGCGCAAGCCCCAGUCGACUGCCUAAGCUUCCUGCGGCUCUGGUGCAAUUGAAACUCAUCACCGGUAGGCGUCAUCAGAUCCGUUUGCACCUGGCGGCGGCGGGCUUCCCUGUGCUUGGGGAUGACACCUAUGGAGGCAAUCCUUGGUCCGAUCGUGCUGGCAGCUAUCGCAUGUUCCUCCAUUCGCAUCGGUUGGUCUUGCCCUUGGACGAUGCUUGCAUCGAGGCACCCUGCAGCUUUGAAGAAGAGUUGGAGGAGCCAGAAAGCUAG